AUGUGUCACCACGCCGGUUACCCCGGGAGACGGCGUUGCCAUCCCAACGCCUGCUUCCGCUGGGACAUUCCACAGCCACCCCUGCCUCUGGCCCUCAGAGCAGGCUGGGAGCUGCUCUGGGACAGCCCAGCCAUGGCGUCCGCCUGUCCGUUUGUCUCUCCCCGUGCUCAGCUGCGGUCCCUGUUGCAGGGCUCGCCUGCCGCGGGGCUGGGCACCGGCUCCUCCUCGGCGAAGGCACGCACUGGCGGAAGCGCCGACCUCAUGAACUUCUAUGCCACGAGCUACGCGGUGGCCUACGGCCAGCCGCGUUUCCGUCCCCGCCUCGGCUACCACACCGGCACCGGCUACGUGUCCAACAACCACUCGGCCAUCUCCUGCCUGCUCCGCCCGCACAACGCAGCAGCGGGCCACUGCCAGGACACCGCCACGUCCACCACUGCCGAGCACUUCAAGCCCUUCCGGUUCCCCGACGGUCGGAGCCUCCUGCCCCGGCAGGUAACCCAGCGGGGGAGCGGGUACCUCCAAGAAUCCUCCCUUUCCCGCCUCCUCACCGGGGCGGUGAGUCCUGAGCACGCGUGGCAUCUCCCCCCGAACGAAUCAACCAGGGAGCGUGGCACCAGGAGCCGCCGUGCCGGUCCUGCCCAGCCAGAUAUCCUGCGGAAGAUGACCGUUGGCACCAAGGAGCAGUCGGGCUUCACCAGGGCCACCCGGAGGAGCGACGGCAUCCUGCCAGCCCUGCCGGGCCAGCCCCUCGGCGUUAGCGUCACCACAACGGAUUACCUGCCCUCUGCGCACAGCCGUGGUGGCGAGACGCUCCCGACGCUGCCGGUGGGCUCUGAGAGAGGCGGCGGGUUCAGCCGGGAAGUGCCGGGCUGCCGGGGCACGGUGGGCUUGCCCGUGGUGGGCCACUCCGUCCCGCUCGUCUCCCAAGGGCUGCAGGCACCCCAAGUGACCCGGGCCAGCCCGCUGGGACAGCAGGGUGCUGGCAGGAAGGAGCCGUUGGGGUUCACCACUAACCACGGCCAGUACGUCACCCCCCACCCGACCUCGUUCCCCGCAGCACCAGCCCGGUGUCAGCCGAGUCCAAGCUGGACGGUGAGACCCGUGGGGGGCAUCCAGCAGCACCCCACCAACUUCAGCACCAACAGCCACCCCACCGGGCUGGGGGACAUCGUCGGCCACCCCCAGCAUGGCCCCCCCGGGGUGGCCUGAGGUAGUGCUGCUGCACCCCGGGGGUCCCAACCCCGGU
Messenger RNA from Gavia stellata (red-throated loon), 1249 nucleotides. RefSeq names its product stabilizer of axonemal microtubules 4 (gene SAXO4). The transcript has 9 exons. The coding region runs from base 1 to 1212 and encodes 403 amino acids. Gene Ontology annotation, molecular function: phosphatase binding. The record is from RefSeq and is a predicted model, not a curated record. Lineage: Eukaryota; Metazoa; Chordata; Aves; Gaviiformes; Gaviidae.